This is a messenger RNA of Triticum aestivum (bread wheat), 2037 nucleotides long. RefSeq lists its product as uncharacterized. The transcript has 5 exons. The annotation marks the transcript as partial. NCBI's taxonomy places the organism in Eukaryota, Viridiplantae, Streptophyta, Magnoliopsida, Poales, Poaceae. The record is from RefSeq and is a predicted model, not a curated record.
CGAGACCGUGAUGACGGCUCCGGUGACCGAACCGAGUCUGGCCAGCCCUCCGGAUCGAGCACAACUUCAGUCAGGAGACGAGGCCCGAAGAAAAAGUUGAGCUCGGAUGAAAGGUUUGAGAUCACAGCAAUCGCGCACGAUGGCGACCCGAUUGAACCCAUCCGUACAAAGAAUGCAUUUGCUGCUCAGUGCGGGGCUCUUGUUAGGGACAAGAUCCCGAUCAGCAUCCACCAAUGGUAUAAGCCUAAGGAGGAAGACCCUCAGGUGUCUUAUGUCAAUGAUAUGCAGAAAGAUGAUCUUUGGACUGAGCUGAAGGCAAAAUUCACCCUACCGCCAAAGGAGGAUCCGGAGAAGCCAGUUAAAGAGCAAUUAAUCAAGUCUUGUGCUCUUAAGAAGAUGGCAGGCCUAUUCAGGAGGUGGAGGAAAGAGCUGAAAAAGUUUGUCGACAAAGAAGAGACACCAGAAUUCAUCGGCAAAUAUGAGAAGAUCAGAGAUCACUGGCCCUCAUUUGUGGCCCACACGACAUCAGAAAAGAGUAAGAAGAUGUCGACGACAAACAAGCAAAAUGCUGCGAAGAAGAAGUUUCACCAUCGCAUGGGGUCAGGUGGCUACCUCAAAGCCCGGCCUAAGUGGUCCAAGGCUGAGAAUGAUCUGCUUGAUAAAGGGAUCGAACCAGAGACAAUGAAAUGGCCAGACCGUUACCGGACUUGGUUCUUCGGGGUUGGCAGAACCUUGGACCCUAUAUCAGGGAAGUGCCAUUGGACGGACGAGCAACUGAAAACACCAGUCAAUAGGCUUCGGCACUAUAUCGAUGCAGCGCAGCAAGGGACGUUCGUUCCAGACAGGGAGAAGGACGAGCUCACAAUGGCCCUCAGGAAUCCUGAGCACCCUGGACGGACACGAGGCACGCCAGGCUACAUUCCGUGGAAGGUUGGUUUUCCGGACGCAGGGGGUUACAAAAUCCACGAGAGGAGGAAGAAACUGGAGCAGAGCAAACUGCAUGCAUUGCACGAAAGGGUACAAGGGCUAGAGGAACGAGAAGCAGAUCGCAACAAACGAUCUGCCGAAGUUUCCCCCGAAGCUACCCCGCCAUCUCAGCGGAGAAGCAGUGUGGCUUUCACCGAGCUGCUUCAGCCAGAGCAUGUCUUGACGGCUCCUGCUAGCUACCCCGUGGAUUUUAUCACGGAGGCUCAAAAUUGCCACCUUAUGACGCAAUGGCAGAACUUAAAAGUCAAGGCGGCUAUCGGCCAAGUUCGACCUUCUGAACCUGGCGCAACUUUUCACUGUCGUCCGAUUCCAGAAGGAUAUGCUAGGGUGACGGUGGACAAAAUAACGGAGGGAUUUGAGGACCUCCAGCUUGACCACCCUACCGAGAAGUUACCGUACGAGAGGACCAAGGAGGAAAACGCGAAGAUCAUGCAGGCCGAAGUGGACGACUUCUUUGAAGGGUUGAAAGCAAAGAGACAUCCACCUCCGGAGGAGAAGGUAGAUCCGGUGAAAGCAAAGCGCACUAUCGAUCCCCUGAGGAAACCACCAAAGUCUCCACCGAGAACCAACUAUGAGCGCAUUACUGAAGAGACAUAUCUCGAAGCGGAGCGGCCGGGAAGUACUGUCAGUGAUAAAAGCGGCGACAUCGUCGCUAAUGCUCCGUGGACGGUGGCCAGUUAUGGCAAUCUUGCAGAUUACCUGCCUGACGAUCAACUUCCUGAUUUCUUGGAGGUGGACGAACACAGAUACGAGUACGGGAAGCCUCUUGUCAAAGAUGAAAAAUCUCUAACAACGAUGAUGCGAAGAUUCCAUAAUUGGUACAUGAAAAGCUGCAGAGAGUCUGGGGGGACGAAUGCUUUGUAUCUGAAUAUUAAAGAGGAGCACAACCUCGUUGGAACUGAUCUGUUGACUGUUCCAUUUGAGGAGUUCUUCGAGUUCUUCAAUCAAAAGGCCCUCGAUAAAUUAACGGCCUUUUGCUACUGUUUAUUGAAGAUCGUCGAGUGCAAAAAACAAGAAAUGUAUGAUAUUGGGUUCAUUAACACAAAUAUC